AAAGAAAGAAAAACGAGAGGUCGCGUUUCGAUUGACGACGACGAAUGAUGUCUUCCGGCGCCGGCGGCGGAGCAAAGCCGUUCUUCUGUCACGUGUGCAGCCAGAGGGUCACGUGUGCCGAUGACUCGGAACCGUUCUGCCCGAUCUGUCUCGAGGGUUUCGUCGAGGAAUGGAACCCUAAUCCUAACCCUAACGCAAACCCUAACCAAGAGUCUGACGACUCUUCGGAUUCCGAAUUUCCCUUCCACCCUUUCCCCCUCCUUCCUCUCUUGUUAUCCUCCGCUUCGAGGAUCCGACCCGAACCCGACAUGUUCGACCCGUUGAUCUUCCUCCAGAACCACCUUCAGGAACUCCGCGCCGGCGGCGCCAACGUCCAAUUCGAAUUCGGCCACGGCCACUCCUCGGGCAACGUCGGCGACUACUUCCUUGGCCCCGGCUUCGAGCAGUUGAUGCAGCAGCUCGCCGACAACGACCCCAACCGCUAUGGCACGCCGCCUGCCGCCAAGGACGCCGUCGAGAACCUCCCCACCGUCACCGUCGACGACGACUUGCUGAACUCGGAGCUGAACCAGUGCGCGGUUUGCCAGGACGAGUUCGAGAAGGGGUCGCAUGUGACGCAAAUGCCCUGCAAGCACGUGUACCACGGUGACUGCUUGAUUCCCUGGCUUCGCCUGCACAACUCUUGCCCCGUGUGCCGGUACGAAUUGCCCACGGACGACGCCGAUUACGAGAAUCGGACGCAAGGGAACGCCGGUGAUGGGUCGAGGUCCAGUGGGAGAGAUAGUGGUGGCAGCGACAAUGGCGGUGCAGGUGCAAGGGGGAGUAACAGGCCUGUUCACAGGACUUUUAGAAUAUAUCUGGGGAAUCCUUUUGAUGCAGGUGGGUCUGCGCACGACAGCGGUGAAAGGAGAUGGAGGAAUUUUCCAGAAGAUAUGGAUUGAAGUUGUAUGUAUUGUUUUGUGUUCAAAAACUGGAAACUAUCUUGUGCAGCUCUGUUUCCGUGAAUAGAUUAUUAUCAUUGGCAUGUUUACAAAGCCCUUUUGAGGAUUGUAAGAGAUAUUUGGCCAGGAACUUUGUUCAAUCAAAGGCCUCCCUUUUUAUGUAGUGGAUAGCUGGAACAUGGGAUUGCAUGAAGGCAUAGAAAUAUUGGGAUUUUAGGUACUGUUGUUGAACUUUGAUAACCAUUUUUACCUGUUGUUUUUGUACAGAUCAUCUUCCAAGCAUCCAAUAUUGAUUACCAUCCCUUUAUGCAAUAGUUUGAACAAGUUAUGGUUUAUAUUUUUCUCCUGUGUAUUAAAUGUUUUAAUUUACAAAUUGUUCUUCUAAUCUAUUUAUAAAGAAUCACUAGAAUCGGCCUAGUGAUUGGAAUCAA
Molecule: messenger RNA, 1372 nt
Organism: Cajanus cajan (pigeon pea)
Lineage: Eukaryota; Viridiplantae; Streptophyta; Magnoliopsida; Fabales; Fabaceae
Product: E3 ubiquitin-protein ligase RING1
Biological process (GO): protein ubiquitination
Cellular component (GO): cytoplasm
Molecular function (GO): ubiquitin protein ligase activity
Source: RefSeq, a predicted model, not a curated record